Antechinus flavipes (yellow-footed antechinus) is the source of this 3323-nucleotide messenger RNA. Its product is annotated as UDP-GlcNAc:betaGal beta-1,3-N-acetylglucosaminyltransferase 7-like. Gene Ontology annotation, cellular component: membrane. The record is from RefSeq and is a predicted model, not a curated record. NCBI's taxonomy places the organism in Eukaryota, Metazoa, Chordata, Mammalia, Dasyuromorphia, Dasyuridae. The transcript is spliced from 2 exons. Gene Ontology annotation, molecular function: hexosyltransferase activity. Bases 12 to 1205 code for a protein of 397 amino acids.
AACUCAGUGCCAUGUCACUUUAUCGAGCACUGUGGUGGCCGGCGCCCAGCCGCCCGGGUAGGAGGCGGUGCGCGCUGGGGGCAGCGCUCUUAGUGCUCUUAGCCCUGCUGUGGCUGGGUGUAGUGCGGCCGGAGCUCGCUCGCCUGCCCUUGGGACCCUCCCGGCCUGCUGGUACCAACGCAUCCGCGCGCCUCGACCCGGAGGCUGGCGACGGCGGAGACUCCAACAGAACGGUGUGGUGCGUCUCCAUACAGCCCCGGGUCCCCCCUCAGCAGCCCAAAGAACCCCACUUUCGCGCCUUCCUCCGCCACAGCCACUGUCGCUAUUUCCCCCUGCGCACGGACCACCCGGACAAGUGUGGAGGUCGGGUGCGGCUACUGCUGGCUGUCAAGUCGGCGCCCGAGCACGGCGAGCGGCGAGAGGCUGUGCGGCGCACGUGGGGCCGAGAGCUGCCGGGACCCGGCUCGGGCUCGGGCUCGGACGCCGCCGCCGCCGUGCGCACCGUGUUCUUGCUGGGGAAGGGAGCGGCCGAAGAGGGGCCCAGCGGGGAGGAGCUUCGCCGGCGCCUGGAGCAAGAGGACCGAGCGCACGGGGACCUGCUGCGCUGGGACUUCGCCGACACCUUCUACAACCUCACCCUCAAAGCUGUCAACUUCCUGCGCUGGUUCCAGCGUCGCUGCCCCAGUGUGGAAUUCGUGUUCCAGGGUGACGAUGAUGUGUUUGUAAACCCCGCCAAUUUGCUGGACUUCCUACGCUCCCGACAGGGCGACCCCAGGCUGCCUCAGCUCUUUGUCGGGGACGUGAUCGGCCGGGCUUGGCCCAUUCGGAACCCUCACAGCAAGUAUUACAUCCCGCCCGAACUCUUCAACCAGCCUUACCCGCCGUACGCGGGCGGCGGGGGCAUCCUCAUGGCGGCCCCGCUGGCGCGGCGCCUGCUGCCGGCCUCCGAGUAUCUCCCCCUGUUCCCCAUAGACGACGUCUUCCUGGGCAUGUGCCUGAAGCGGCUCGGGGUGGCCCCUCAGGCUCACCCGGGCUUCCGGACUUUCGGCAUCCACCGGGCCCGCGCCAACCCCAUGAACCGGGACCCCUGCUUCUACCGGGAACUGCUCAUGGUGCACCAGCUGGGGCCCCUCGCCCUGCUUGACAUGUGGGAGGCUGUGCACAGCAAAGACCUACUGUGUGCUAAGAGUGCCAGCUUCCUCUGAGUCCCCUGCCGCUCAAGGGGAGUCCCUCAGCUGCUUUGUCUCUACCUCAGGUACGGUAGUGGGACGGCCGGUGGAAUCCCGGACUUAGGUGGUAAAGGAGCCGGGAGCCCCAGCCCUUAAAUCCCCGAGGUUAGGAGAGCGCUUUGUGCUGUGGGAGAGGAGGGGAAUGUUUGUAAACCUGGAAAAGAGCUCCACAGACCCUUACAUUUGGGAGGCAGCAUUUGGAGGAUUCGGUUUCCCCUUCUGGCUUGAAACUUUGGGAAAGUCUCUUCUUUCUGAACCUCAGUUUCCUAGCCAGUAAAUGGGAUAGCAAUAUUUACCCUGCCUAUCUUGGGGGAAUUGGGAGGUAACUGAAUGAAAAAUGCCUUAUAAUGGGAGACACACAGAAUGGAUGAUAGCGGCUUUUUUAGACCCAUGACAAAAGGACAGCGGCUGAGAUGUUCAAAACAUCUUGAGAGCCUUCUACAAAAGGAGGAGACAGCUUCUAAGUCAGCUCAGUUUCCUUCUCCUCUAACUACAGAAAUGCUCUUUAUCUCUGGGUUUCCGUGGACAGAUAAAAAGUAGGCGGUUUUUCAGCCACAAAAGAGCUGUUCCAUUGGAAGAAAAAUGCUUAUGGGCACAUUUGAUGAAGCUAUUUUCCUAGAAGGGGAGGGAGUUUGAAUUCACUAAGACACUUUGGUGAUGCCGUCCUGAAACGGAGAAAGUUGACUCUUGGACCAGGAUAUCAAGGGUUAAUUCUUCUCCUCCCUCUUAACUGAAAAAUCUAAACCGCAGUCAGUUAGAAAUUCAAAUCUAAUCAGUAAGACCUAGGGUAAAUCAGGUUCUAGUCACUGAUUUUAUUUGUAGACAUCCCUGUCACCAUGGUGGCAGGGCAUCCUGUGGUUGCACACACACCCACCCACCUCUGGUAGAAGCUGAGCUCCGGUGGCUAUACCACUGGUUUGAAGAGAAAGCAAAAAUAUACAAGAAUGAAUUAAAAUUUCCAAAGUCCUCAGCGUCCUGCUAUUGUGUUUUGAUGCCUUAGUUGAUUGUUUUUCAAAUGUUUUGUUUUUAGGAUACCCAUAUUUCUCAAUAUAUUUCUUCCUUAUUUCUUUCCUAGGGAUCUGUCCCUUAUAGCAAAAGUAAAAAGGAAUAGUUCACCAAAAUACACCGGCACACCAAUCGAGUCUUUUGUUGAAUGCACUCUUCUAUAUUUAAAAUCCUCCAUCUUUACAAACCAUUUGAAUGGGAUUUGCCAUAAAAUUGUUGUUGUCUCAGAACUCGGAUAGCGGUUAAAGCUCAUGCGUUGACAGACUCAGAGAAGAACCUUAGAGAUCAUUUGGUUUAAUCUCCUAGAUUAAUCCUUCUGUUGCUGCCCCUUUGCUUGAGUAAAUGUGGCCUUUCCCUUAAAGUGGAGUCUUCCUGUUAGUGGUGGAGGCAAGGAAUGGCUUUAUGGUCUUGAAGGAGGAUAUUUAAUUCACUUUUUUUGUUUUGUCCUCUCUUCUCUUUAGACCUGAACUUCCCCUUCUGAAAACCAGGGCGGGGAGGGAGAGGGAUUAAAUAGUGUCUGAGGUUUCUUUUAAUUUUAGAUUUAUGAUGCUGUGAUCUCUGUCUAGUAAUCACUGGUUAUGGGCACCUCUGAUUCUGAGUUCCCUUUUCUCUAAAAUAAGGAAGUUAGCUUUGAUGACCUAGAAUCUCUUCCAGGUUCAAGUCGAGGAUCCUAUGAGUAACUUCAUCAUUCAUGUGAUUUUAAUUCUCUAAGUGGGAUGGAGUAGUUGGAUGGUUCUUGCCUAGCUCUUCCAUAGGACUGCCCAGAUUGGGGCAGGUAGAUGGUGCAGUAGAUAAGAGCACUGACUCCAAAUUUUCAAAUUUGGCUCAGACAUUUAAAAUAAGUUUGAAUUUAUGAUCAAGCAAGUUAUAAUCCCACUUGCCUUUUUGCAAAAGGAAAAAAAAAGAUAAAAAAGGAUUGCUUAUCUCUAUUGGGAUGGAUUUUAGGACUGUAUGAAGGACUGCAGCCCCUAGGCAAGGAGCAGAUGCAUACCCCCAGGGGAUGAUUUCUGGCCCACUUUUUUUUUUUUAAAGGUAGAACAGUCUGGAUUUUGUUUAUUACUUUCAUGUAAUAAAGAACUUUUUUCUUGC